Messenger RNA from Eimeria mitis, 687 nucleotides. RefSeq names its product RER1 protein, putative. Gene Ontology annotation, biological process: retrograde vesicle-mediated transport, Golgi to endoplasmic reticulum; protein retention in ER lumen. NCBI's taxonomy places the organism in Eukaryota, Apicomplexa, Conoidasida, Eucoccidiorida, Eimeriidae. The record is from RefSeq and is a predicted model, not a curated record. The transcript has a single exon. The coding region runs from base 1 to 687 and encodes 228 amino acids. Gene Ontology annotation, cellular component: Golgi membrane.
AUGAUGGCUUCUAUGAGUGCUGAGGAGUUGGCUGACCAGCCCUUCUCCUCCCGUGUCUGGGCCAGCGUGGGCCGCGUUAGCAGCGCAUACUUGAACAAGUCUAUUUUGUACAUCAAGACUCGUUGGCUUGUGCUUUUUGCGUGUCUGGCUUUCUACAUUGUCCGUGUCUAUUUCUUAGCCGGCUUCUUCGUAGUCAGUUACGGGCUUGGCAUAUACCUUCUGAACCUCUUGAUCGGCUUCAUCUCACCCCAGGUUGACCCGGAAACCGACGAGUACGUCUUGCCUGUCCGGGGCGGGGGAGGUGGCGCUCAGAGCGAGCCAGGAGAGUUUCGCCCGUUUUUGCGUCAAGUUCCAGAGUUUAAAGCAUGGGUCUCGGGCAUGCGGGCGUUGCUGAUUGCCAUCUCCAUGACGUUUUUCGAGGUGUUCGACUUGCCCGUGUUCUGGCCUAUCCUCCUUAUAUACUUCAUUCUUCUUUUUAUCCUCACGAUGAAGCAGCAAGUCAAAAAAAUGAUUAAGUACAAGUACCUUCCUUUCUCUUGGGGCAAGCAAACCUACGGAGACAUCACCCGCGGCAGCGGCCAUAGUGGUCAGAACUCCCCUCCUUCUAAAGCAUCGGUCACUUCAACAGCUACAGCUCCUUCCUACAUAUCUCACGAGCAUUUCGCAGCAACAUACGUCUUGCGCUAA